AUGGUUGUUCGAGAAGGUUUGUGAGAUCUAUUUCGACAAAUUUUCAUUUCUGAUUAUUCAGGUUUUCUCAGCAAACUCACUCGUAGAGAUUAUGUUGUGCUAGGAAUUUUCGUAUUUUCAUUGGCCAUGCUUAUCGCGGGAUCCGUCAUGCUUGGAGUUGGAAUAAGCAAAGCGAAUAGUCAACGUGAUUUAUAGUUUUUUUCAACCUUAUCCAAUGAAAUUCAGCGAAUUGUCCGAGUUGCCCUGCAGUCGGCACGUGUCCAACAGCCACUGUCGCUCCGACCAGUGCCAGCUCUGCAUUCUUAUACUUCACCUCAUCUUAUGCAGCUUCUAUUGCUUGGGAUCCUGCGCUACAAGAUCCAAAUUCUAACCAAUUUAAGAGUUUGGCUGACUCACUUCAAAAAAAUGUGAGCACUCUACAGCCCCUGAUUGAAAAAACCGAGCUUAUCAGAUAUCGCAAGCCCUGUCGACUCAAAGUUUUCCAAACAAAGGCCUUAUCGAUGUGGUUGAAACGCCGCUCACAGUUUCAGUGAACGCCUUUUCGUAAGCGGUUUCAAUGAUUCAAGACAGAAGCCAUAAUCUUCUUGAGCUUUCAGAUUGUUAGGAAGCUUAGCAAUUGAAAAAAAAAUUGAUAAGAAGCUGAUAUCAGUUCAAAAUUAGUAUGUUUCGUCCUGGGAAGAUAAAAAAUUCGUGUGAUUUAUAGCAGAGAUAAGCACUGCAAAGUUGUUUCAGCGAUUCUGAUUUGAAAAUUAAAAAUGAAUAUAAGCCACGAUUUGAAUUACGCAAACCAUUGUUCAAAAAAAAAAUUCCAUAGCUGAUUCGAAAAAUUAAGGCAAGCCAAUCAAGCCGUGAAUUUCUACUCAACAAUUGUUUUCCCGGAUGCAAAUGUUCAAUCAAAUGAGCUACAAAACGCUUUGAACCAACAAGGAUUCGCAUCAAAUGUUUACAGUUGGUGAAGAGUUUGAAUAUAAUAAACAGUCAAUGGAAACAGCAAACCCUACCAACCAGUGCAACUCCUUGGCUCCUCCUCAAGCCGCUCCUACCACAUCCGCGCCACAGAAUCCAUCGUCUGUGCCUACAGACAUUCCUAUUUCUUCUUCCAAACGACCACUUCCUUCAGGAGGUUUUUUAUUUAUUGUUUCAAGAUAGGAAAAUUUUUUCAGUUUAUUGCGAUGCCUCUCAGGCUAAUUUGAGAAAUGUCUACCUCGUCGAUGUCGCAGUACCGACGUUUGGUUUCCUCGAUGUCAAGCUUUCGCAGGUUUUUUUUUUCCGAAGAAGCAUUAUGAAAUUGUGUUAAUAGCUACAAAAUUUCUUGACUUUGGCUGCGGUGUCGGCAAACUUGUCUCCAACUGCAUCUUGGGGCAAUGUUGAAUUCCGUUUAGUCGCCUACGGAGGAACAGAAGCGUGAUUCAUGAGACUGAUUGCAAGAAAAAAGUUCUAAUUGUUCUAGACAACCACUCGGAAGAGCCAAUGAUAUGUUGUCAUGGAAAAACAUCAUUUCUCAGCUGAACUCGUCAUUUGUGAACCCCAACGGUAACGACGUUCAUGCCUUGGCAGAGUGGGUUAAUAAAGAUAUAACUAUGAAAACUAUAAACGGAAAUCUCCGCUCUUCAAAAUUUAUCAGACUUACCUAUAUUAACCGGAAAAAUUCCUCAAAAAACCUCCUGACUCCAAAAUGUUCAGAGGACUGAGAUAUGUUGCAAGCAAUUAUGUUACUCAAGUUGGAACUGCUUCGAACAUUAUCAUUGUAACCGACGGAUAGUGAGUUUUUGCCACAUCACUAUAAUUAUUUUUCUCCAUUUUCAGCGACUUUUCGGAAAAUCCCAAUCCUUACGCUGCCGCCCUGAAAUCACAAUACUACACUAUCGGUGCGAUUGUGGCUACUCAAUCACAAUUAAUAAGGUUAUUAUGCUCCUCUCACUCAUUAGAAACGGUUUUUCAGUAAUGCAAUCCAGCAAGUGACAAGCGAUUACUCCCACACUUACGUGAUUGACUCUUUCUCGUACCUUCAAAAUUCGGCGAUUCUGCAAACUCAAGCAAUGUGGAUUUGUAAUGGUUUUUCAAUUAAUUUUUGAAUUGAAAGCAAAAAACGAAUACAGCGUUUUAUCCUACCCCGGCACCAAAAACGCCGGCUCCAACCAGGAUUCCUUUAAAAACCACGUCGUCAGCUUCUACUACCCGUCCUGCUCCCAGAACGACUCUAAGUCCGGGAACACCAACAGGUGGAAACUCCUCUCCUUGCAGUUGAUAAUCGAAAACUUCAGUAUCGGAAUGUUCUCUGAAUGUUCUUUUCUUGAUUGACGAGUCUCAAGUGAUGCUGAGCGACGGUUACAGCGUAAGCGAGACCAAUCUGGAUCAAGCUUUCAUUAAUCUUCAGCAAUCUUUGACCUAUGCUACUCAAUUGUCUCAGACUUUGAGUGUUUGGAAUUCCGCGUCCACUUUCGCAUUCAUUACGUUCAAUGAUGUAAUCACCUAUACAUCCGUGAGUGUUCAACUGAUUAACUUCAAAAACUUCGAUGGUUCUCGAAAAGUUGGAGAAAAUGGAAUUAUUUCUCAAAGGUUUUUUUUUACAACUAAGAUUAUUGCGGUCAUUUCACAGAAGACGAGAUCCUUUUAAUAAAUCUCACGAAAUAAAUCAAAAAAAAAAUUUUCAGUUAGUUCAACUCAUACUGAAAAAUUUUCAACAUAAGAAAAGGUCAGAAAGCAUGUUUUUUUUUGAGGGAAAGGUACUUGUAUUUUCAAAAACUAUUGGCAUUUUUUCUUCGAAUUUUCUCUUCACAACGCAAAACAUGAGGCAAAUGAUACUCAGUUUGCAAAAAAAUAAAAAAAUAAAUCUUGUUUGGUAUUCAAAACUUGAAUAUCGCACUACAGUUUUUUAUGAAGAGAUUGUCGUAGCAGCAAUAUGAACUCACUCUUUCAGGCUAACUACCAAAACGUGACACAGUUCGCUCUCGAUUUGCAAAACGCUCCACAAACCUCAGGCGGGACAAAUAUACCUCUGUGAGUUGGUAAUCAUUUUUGAGUUGAAAUUUCCUUUUCAGCGCAUUCAAUGCAUCUCGAACUUUUAUUUCUGCUCAUUCCCAGUAUUCAAACUCCAACACACGCUCGGUUCUUAUCUUCGUUUCUCAUGGGUAUCAAGCUCUCCUCGAACUGUGACCGAAAAGUUUUCAGUGUGGAUAAAAUGUCGGCCGUCAAUCAAUCCAUUCCUAUUGUGCACGAUUUGAGAUCUAACUACCAAACUCAAGUUGUUGCCGUUGGUGAGAAGGAUCCUUUGGAAAUGAUAUCUUUUCUCCUCAAGACAUUCAACAAAACGAUGAUCUCAUGAAGAAAAUCAUCGAGUACAAUGUGAAUGACGGCUACGUUCCCUCGACAUUCAUUGGUCUUUCUUCGACCAACGAUUUGACACAAAUGUCUCUGGUUAACAACACUAUCUUCUUGUUGCAGUGCAAGGGUACUUUCGAAAUAAUUUUUUUUCAAGUUAAUUGAACAUUCCUACAGGAGGAAAUCAAUGUGGAAUCGAUCUCACGUUUGUCAUUGAAGUUUCUGAAAUAGAAACGAGUAAUUAUGUCGCUGUGGUUUGAAAAGUGUUUUUCUUUUUUUUUCAAAUGAAUCCUUUUACAGCAAAAGAAAACUGCCAUGAAUAUUAUCAACGCUUACAGAAGGUUGAAAAAUGUUUAUUUUUAUUUUAUUCUAAGUUUCAGCAUGAUCUCUCCUUUUGGAAUGAGUGUUUCAUUCAUAUACUUCUCAACUCCCCUUAAUUCUAGUAUUCCUGCUAACUCAGGCGUCUUUUUCCAGCAAGUGAGACUGAGUUCUAUUCUGAAGUUUUUUGAAUAUGCAUUUUGAAGCUUACUGAUCCUGAUCAAGCUGUGAACGCCCUCACUAAUCAGCUUUUCCCCGUUGGUGGAGCUACUGACCUUGAUACGUUAGAUUUAAAAAUCCGAAAAAUUGGAAUAAAAUUCUCUCGAUUCAGAGCUUUCAUCUUGACAGCAAGCAGUCUCUCGCAGGCAACGUUUCAAAAAAGCAAAUACGUAUUGUUCUUCGCGCGUGGAAAGUAAACUAGCUUCCAAAUGUUUGGGUCGAGUUAUUCCUUUCCAGUUACGACCAUUUCGCAAACUGCUGUCCGGAUCCAACGGUUGAUGCGGCCCUUGUUCGAAGUAUGAGCACUGUACAAGGAGUAGUCAUAGGGUGAGGUCAAAACAGUAAAAAAAAACAAUGGAAACCUUGAUUUAGACCAAAUUCUAACAAGCAGCAAUUGGACUUUUUCACUGGAUCAAAUAGCCUCGAUGCCAAUAGUUUAAUCAGCAAUUUGGACGUUUCGGUUUUCCAUAUUGGAUUCGGAUCAUCUGAUUGUUUUUUCUCAGACUCAAUCGACUGCUGCAGCAGCGGUUAUUUCAGCCGCCAUACAACCUUUAUUCGACUCUUUCAUCAACUCGCAAAUUUGCAACUCGAUUCCUGACUACGGUUUAGUGAACGUUUAUUCACCAACCAGAAAGUUUCCAGUUGCUCCUUGUCAAAAUCCAAUCGAUGUCAUCAUCUUCCUUCAUGCGAAGACAAGCGAUUCUUGGACUAAAGUAAGAAAAAAAACCAGUAUUAUUUGUAAUAGGAAUUUUCAGAUUUCGAAUUUCACUGGAUCCGAAUUGCUGCCUGGACUUCUGGGAAGCCCUCUCUCCAGAAGGUCGCUGACGACUGCGUCGCCUAUCAACCUCGCAAUCGUUGUGUAUGGGAACCUGGGUGGAAACAUUGUACGUUUAGCAUUGAUACGUUUUCAUCUUCAUUGAAAAAAUGAGUGAACUAGGCAAAAAAAAUUCAGCUCACCGACUUUUCACUUCUUCGUUCGCCGCAAGAUUAUUCCUCACUUUUGGCAACAACUCCGUUCUCUCCAGUUGUGGGCACUCCGACAUUAUCUUGGUUGGAAAACUUCUUCUUUCAUCAUGCACACUUCAUUUUUAGGGCUUACAAGAAGGCAAACGAGCUUUUCCUCAACGGUCGAACAUAUGCCAGCAGAAACAUGAUUGUCAUUUCCGACGAUUUACAGUAAGGAGAGAUCACGAAGUUUGAAUAGUUUUUGGAUUUGGAUAUGCUGACAACGACAAUGCACAAAGCGCUCAUGACAACUUGGUUAUGCAGUUUGGUGGAUUCACAACCGCCUUGCAAAUCGACACGUUGAGCGUCCCCGGAGCAGAUUACACACAAAACGUGUCUAUUUCCCAGGUUUCUCAAUUCUAAAAGUUCUGUUAAUAAAUAUAAGAAGUAGAUCGACUCUCGUAAUCCUUUCGCUCGCAGAAAUGUAGCGAAUGCUCUUGCCAGCAACACCUGUACCUACGCACCUUUGCAAAGUAUGUUUUCAAAAUUCUCGAUCUUUGAAACAAAAUUCUUUCAGCCCCUGGGACUACUAUGAAGUCAACCACGCCUACUCUUCCCGGCCCGAUUCCACUCGUGAAAGCCAGAAGCGUGUGGCCAGAUAUUACUAUUUUGAUUGAUACCACAUCCUACAAUGAGAGCAGUCCAUAUCUAAUGAAUGGCGAACGCUUCGAGAAGGUCUGAGAAAAUUUUAAAUUCGAGAACAAAUUAAUGCUAGAUACGACAAUUUCUGGACGUCUUUUUGUCUCAAUACUCUGUGGGAGAAAAGUUUUCUCGCUUCACUAUCGCUACAUUUGAUGGGACCGUAACUUCUGUUUCUUGCACUUUUUCACAGGUAAAUAUUGCUCAAUUAAGUUAAAACAAGGCCUUUAGACUUCAAACUACUAUGAUCUGAGCACAUGCAGAAAUGAGAAGCUUUCGUUCUAUUCACGAACACAUAGCAGCACCCGCGACAUCAAUCAGUAUGUGAAAUGAGAGACAAUAAAUCUAUCAUUGUUUCAGAGCUCUAAAAUACUUGCAACAAAACAUUUUCGUCCCGAAUUCUGGCUAUCGUUCGCUGAAUGAAAACUUUUUGAUCAUAUUCACAAUGGGAGUGUGAGUUUCUGAUUAUUUUUUUGAUCAAGUAUUUUUACCAUUUCAGAUCAAGUACGCCGUUUACCGAUACUCUAGUUCAACUGCAAAGACAGGGAGUACGAACAGUGGCUGUUGGGUUGUCCAGCAAUUUAACAAAUGCUCAAAUCAGUGGUUUUGGUCAGAAAAAUUAUUUGGUUAGUGUCAGUGGAGAUGAGAAAGAAUAUUGGGCUCAACCAGGUGCCACAAUGGGACGGUACCUCCAAUGGCAUCGAUUCUAGCAACACCAGCGUUGCGCUGGCCGAUCGACUUGUGUCCAUCACAACUAAAAGAAGUACGGAAGCUUUCGAGUGAAUCAGCGGUUUUUUUUCUUGAGGGAGUCCGUCAACGUCCAACUUCUUUGCCAACGUCUUCGUACUCGUCGAUCAGACUCUUUCGACGCAGAGUGAUCAGCCGAAUGUGGUUCAAUUUGUUAAGAGUUUUGUGAAACAAUUCCAAGUUGCCAGUCAAAAGUUAGCACUCUACUCGCAAUAUAAGAAAAAAUUUUUUCUAGAACUCAAAUCAGUGUCGUUCCGUAUGAAAUGGACGUCAUCAAUCCGUUAGGACUAACUUCCAGCCAAACAGUGAGUCAAGUAGUCUGGAAAGUUUAUCAUAGGUGAAGUUCAGCAAGUAGACCAGUGGCUGAGCAAUUGGACGCCUACGGUAUCUCAGAGUAACACAGCCGACUUCAGAAAACUUGCGGAUUACUUGGGUCCCGUCCUGGCCGCCAACACGGAUCGACCAUCUUAUUUAGUUUAUGUGAUUGGUUCAACUAGGUUUCCUUUCUUGAAAGUUCGAAAAAUCUGAUUUCUCGAAUCUAAGCGUUCAAAAUGUGAAUUCUCCGCAAUUCUUGCUCAACAGCAAUGUCAUGGGUUUUGUGGCUCAGUAUAACCCCAACGUCAACUAUUCUUCUCUGCUGGCAUCCCCAAACAGCGUUUUCUCGUGAGCUUCCAAGAAAUCGGAAUGUGUGAACUUUUCAAUACCAUUUCAUUAAGGGUGUAUAACAGCAACGAGUUACUUGAUCAAGUUAACUCUUUUACCGAUGCGUCCAAAAACCCGAUCGUUUCUCUUUACAACAGCAUUUUCUCAGGUAAGCAAAAAGUACAAGUGAACAUCAAAUGAAAAAUUUUCAGCCCAAGAAGCCAAAAACAGCGCCAACUUCCCGCUCGUUGCCGUAUCAGCGGAUAUUGUGCUUCUGGUUGAUGAAACUGGAAUAAACGCCACACAGUUUGAAAUCGUCAAGAGCUAUCUAUCCGACUUCACCUCGAAGUUCUCUGUCGGAUUUUCUUCUACGCAGUUUGCUCUCCAAGCUUACAACGGCAGAACCAUCGCCCAUGUAUGAAAAACGGAUAAACUAAAGCCUUGGAAAACUAUUUCAGGAAGGCUUCCAUUUUUCGCAGUCCACUGAUGGAGACACAGUCAGAAGAUUCAUCAGCCAGUUGCGGCUUGAACAAGCGACAGAAGGGACCACCGACGCUGAUUUAGCCGGGUUGGGAUAAUCUGCUAAUUUCCCAACGUAGUUCUUUGCAGAGCAAUCGUCGAAGAGAAAACCUACUUCCUCACAAAAUCCGAUGGAUGGCGAGAUGACGCGACCACUUUUACAGUCAUUUUCUCACAUGCCGAAAGGUUGACCGUUGUAGUCUUUUAUUUUCAAAAUCAGUUCGAAAAAUCAAAAAAUUGGGCUUUAAAAAUAAUUUUCAGUUUUUACAACGACACUACUGAUUCGAGAGAAAACGCUGCAAAAGGCAUCAAAAAUGUUUCUGAGGUAAUUGGUUUCGAAUUACUGGUAUACUUGAAGUCGCCCUCAAAUUAGAAUUGCAGUUACUCUUAAAUGAACAUUUUUGAUUGAGAGCUUUUCCAUUCCAAGACACAUAAUUUUUCUAAAUCGGGUCUUUUUUCAUAAUUGGCUAUGCGACUGCAGCAUUCUGAGUCAUUCCUAGGGCGAUAAAAAAUUACAGAAAUUUUUGUUUUCACUUCUUUUCAGUUGCAAUUCCAAUAUUGAGGUUUUCGCGAUUGGAUAUAAUGGCAAAACGUACGAUUAUGUUAAACAAUUCCUGACUGGCGCUGUCCCAUCCUACGGAACAGUGGAUUCUCCAGAAAACUUGAAGAUUGACAGUCCAGCCAGUGUUCAGCUUUUGAGCACCAUCAAAAAUGGUUUUUUAUUCAUUUUUAUCAAAGAAGAUGAUAGAGAAAUUUUGUAGACUACAGACAACAAGUCUAUCCACCAGCUCCACCUCUCAGUUCCUUGACUGAUGCCGAUUUCAUUUUCUUACUUGACGCUGCUAUCGGAACACAAGGAAUGACAAACGUGAUUUAUGCAUGAUUGGUAAAAAUUAUAUUUCCGGGUUCAGGUGAAAAAUUUUUUGAACAACUUCAUUUAUCAAGUCGGCGACUUCACUUAUGGCAACUCUUCUCGUCUUUCUUUGAUAACCUACGACGACUCGGUUUGUCAAAAAAAAAAAUAACCGUAAUGAUAAUUCUCAGGGUGUACGUCGACCUUAUUGGAACUUAAAUGACCAACUAAAUCUUGCGAAGAAAAUAUCCAACAUUACUCUCUACCCAUCUUCUUUAUCGAACAGCAAUUUGAGGAGGUGUCUUGUUCAGGAGAUUCGAAAACUAAUAUAUUUUUAGUGCUCUUGAAUUUUUCUUGGCGGAUGAAUCGCAGUUUGGAGUGAAGUCAACGCGUCAAACCUACGUGACUUUGUUUGCAGGAGCGCCGACGUAAUUAUUGAAAUCCCGCUUACAGUACCGUCAGAAAAGAUACCAAAAAACGGCCUUUCAGUCCCAACUUUCUUGAAAGACUUCAAACAUUCAGUAACUUUCUAGGAUUGUGAUGAGUGUUAUUUUUAAUACUCUGAUCGUUUCAGCUCACAAAAAACGCAACUUCAGAAACUUUCCGGAAAAUUAAAUUUACUACAGUAAAGUUGUGACCAAAGUCGCGUUUUUUCGCAUUUUUUCUGACGGUACUGUAACUGAUAGAGCUUUUUUCAGAAUCAGUCCUUUUAUUGACAUCGCUCUGACAAAAAAGCUGAACACCCGCUACUCUACGUUCACCAUACAAACAAACCAGAAUACCCAAGAAUUUUCUUACAUUCCGCAGGUUUUCAAUAAACCCCGACCUCUUAAAAUUAUUUUUUGCAGUUUCUCGGUUCAACUCAAGACGACAGAUUUGCUUAUAGUUUGAGUAUAGCUUUCACUGACAAUUCCCUCAAUAGUUACAAGAGUUGGUUACAAUCCGGUAUGAUUUUUCUGUUUUCGAAAAUACCGAUCAAUUCAGAAUAUUCCGCCUGGAAGACGACGUUUUUACAAUAA
Caenorhabditis auriculariae is the source of this 9282-nucleotide messenger RNA. The record is from the annotation of a GenBank genome assembly. NCBI's taxonomy places the organism in Eukaryota, Metazoa, Nematoda, Chromadorea, Rhabditida, Rhabditidae.